AUGGUUUUAGCAGAUUUAGGAUCUCGUCUUCGUGGAGCUCUCUCCAGCGUCGAGUCCGGAUCCGAAAAGGAAAUCCAGCUGCUUAUUAAGGAUUUGUGCACGGCCCUCUUGGAGUCCGAUGUCAAUAUCAAGUUGGUUGCCAAAUUGAGAGAUAAUAUUAAAGCCAAAGUCACCACAGAUAUCAAUGAGGAUGAGAAUAGUGCUAACAAGAGGAAAAAGCUUCAGAAAAUUGUCUACGAUGAGCUCUGUGCCUUGGUUGAUUCUCACGAAGAGCCACCUAAACCUAAGAAGUUGAGCCAGCAGCAAAGCAAGAAGAAUGCCAAUAGUACCACCAUUCGUGGGAAAAAGGCCACUAAAGUGACAGCUGAAUCUUAUGUGAUAAUGUUCGUCGGGUUGCAAGGUGCCGGUAAGACGACUUCUUGUACCAAAUUGGCGUUAUACUACAAGAAGAGGGGCUUCAAGAUUGGUUUGGUCUGUGCUGAUACAUUCAGAGCUGGUGCCUUUGAUCAAUUGAAGCAGAAUGCCAUAAAGUCGCUGAUCCCUUACUUCGGUAGUUACACAGAACAUGAUCCUGUGAAGGUUGCCAAAGAGGGUGUGAUGAAAUUCAAGAAAGAAAAGUUCGAUAUAAUUAUCGUUGAUACCUCUGGUAGACACAAGCAAGAGCAAUCCUUAUUCGAUGAAAUGAUUCAAAUCAGUGAAACUGUUAACCCAACGCAGACUAUUUUGGUCAUGGAUGGGGCCAUUGGCCAAGCUGCCGAGCUGCAGGCCAAGGCUUUCAAGGAAUCAUCUAACUUUGGGUCGAUCAUCUUAACUAAGAUGGACGGUCAUGCUAAGGGUGGUGGUGCGAUCUCUGCAGUUGCCGCUACUAAAACUCCAAUUGUUUUCAUUGGUACUGGUGAACACGUAGGUGAUUUUGAACCUUUUAAACCAACCACAUUUAUUCUGAAGUUGUUAGGUAUAGGUGAUAUUCAAUCCCUUAUCGAACACGUUCAACUGUUGAACUUACAAGAUGACGAGUCUCAUAAGCAGACCAUUGAGAAUUUUAAGGAAGGUAAGUUUACCCUCAGAGAUUUCCAGACUCAAAUGAAUAAUUUCCUUAAAAUGGGACCUCUCACAAACAUUGCAUCUAUGAUUCCAGGGAUGAGUGGGAUAAUGGAACAGGUUGGGGAAGAGGAGACACUGAAAAAGAUUAAAAAUAUGAUUUACAUUAUGGAUUCCAUGACCACCAGGGAAUUGGAUAGCGACGGUAGAUGCUUUACUCAGGAACCAGAAAGAAUCGUGAGAGUCGCCCGUGGUUCAGGAUGUUCAGUUGUUGAAGUGGAAAUGGUGUUACAGCAACAAAGAAUGAUGAGCUCAAUGGCUCAGGGUGCAAAGAACAUGGGUGGAAUGCCAGGUGCUGCAGGAGCCGGCGGUAACCCUGCACUUGGUGGUCCAGGAGGGGCUGCUGGUAUGCAAAGAAUGAUGCAACAGGCACAACUGAAUCCAAACUUUAUGCAGCAGGCUAUGAAGAUGUUUGGAGGAGGAGGAGCCCCAGGUGCUCCAGGAGCUGGCGGUAUGCCCGAUAUGAGUUCCAUGAUGAACCCAUCCAUGAUACAACAAGCUCAACAAAUGAUGAGACAAAACCCAAAUAUGAUGCAACAAGCUCAACAAAUGAUGCAAAACCCAGGUAUGAUGCAACAAAUGAUGAGACAGUUUGGUGGAGGAAUGUAA
Messenger RNA from Dujonia railenensis, 1710 nucleotides. Lineage: Eukaryota; Fungi; Ascomycota; Pichiomycetes; Serinales; Debaryomycetaceae. The record is from the annotation of a GenBank genome assembly.